Messenger RNA from Erythranthe guttata (spotted monkey flower), 3475 nucleotides. NCBI's taxonomy places the organism in Eukaryota, Viridiplantae, Streptophyta, Magnoliopsida, Lamiales, Phrymaceae. The record is from RefSeq and is a predicted model, not a curated record.
GGUGGUGGUGGUGGUGGUGGUGGUAGCCUCGGUGGUUGGAGAGAAUAAAUGCUGCUUUACUGUGCUGAAACGGACAAUACAGUAAAAAGAAAAUUAGCAAACAGACAAAAUGGUUUUUCCUCUUGUUUCUUAAUGCUCAUACAUAUUUUAUUAGCAGCAUCAUCUUUCAUCAAAUAAAAAACACAUCUACUGCGUGUUCUGUGUGUGUGAGAGAGAGAUAGCCAUGGAUUCAGACUUCUAGGACCACGUGGAACCAAACACCCUCCCAGUUCAGAUUCACUCUCUCUCUCUCUCUCUCUCUCUCUCUCUAUCUUUCCAGCGAAGCCAGCCAGUUUUUCCAUUUCAUCAAUACCCAUUCCUCACUCUCUCUCUCUCUCUCUCACACACACACACACAUCUACUUCUUGAAUUUUCGAACUUUCUUGAAAAUACAAAACCAACGUUAUAAAUUUCAGGAUUUUCUUACACUAACCCACAACAGAGAUCUCUAAUGAACCCAUUUCAAGGCUGAACACUCCGGAAUUGCCACCGCCGGAAAAAAAAAGACUGCAUUUUUGAAUGAAAUACAUUGUUGUCUUAGCAGCGGCGGAGGUGGCGGCGGCGGCGGCGACGGAGAUCAAGAACUGGAUCCGGCAAGUAUAAUGCCGGGGCGGCUAUGUUGGGAACAUGAGAAUACUAGGUACAAUUUUCCUUUACGCAUUCUGUCUGCUUCAAUUCGCCACAAUUCUUGUCUCCCCCAUUACCACUGAACAAGAAAUUCUACUUCAAUUCAAGGGCAACAUUUCAAUUGACCCUUUCAAUAGUUUAAUUUCAUGGAAUCCCGAAAACACCCCUUGCCGAGAUUAUCUCGGCGUGUCCUGUAACUCCGUCGGAAACGUCGAAAAGAUUGUUUUAUGGAACACGGGUCUCGUCGGAGUUCUAUCUUCGGCAUUGUCCGGAUUGAAAUCUCUUAGGAUCAUCACAUUGUUCGGUAAUAGAUUCAGUGGUAAUAUCCCUUUCGAGUACGGCGGAAUCGAUGCGUUGUGGAAGAUAAACUUGAGCUCCAAUGCACUUUCCGGGUCAAUCCCGGAAUUUCUCGGAGACUUGCCGAACAUACGGUUUCUUGAUUUAUCGAGAAAUGAGUAUAAUGGGAAUAUUCCUUCGGCAUUGUUCAAGAAUUGCUACAGGACGAGGUUUAUUUCGUUGGCACACAACAAUCUCUCGGGCCCGAUCCCUGUCUCUGUCGGUAAUUGUUCGAAUCUCGAAGGGGUAGAUUUGUCCUUCAAUAAUCUUAGUGGGGUUUUGCCUCUAGAAAUUUGCAGCAUUCCUAAGUUGACGUACUUAUCCGUAAGGAGCAAUGUGCUAUCGGGAAAUAUUCGGGUUUCGCAAUGUCGGAACUUGGAUCUUUUGGAUCUUGGUAGUAACAUGUUUAACGGGCCCGCGCCGUUUGAGGCUCUUGGAUUACCGAAUCUCGCAUACUUCAAUAUUUCGUGGAAUGGUUUCGAAGGGGCAAUUUCAGAAUUUGGAACUUGCGCAGAGAGUUUCGAAGUGUUAGAUGUAUCGGGGAAUGCUUUGUAUGGGGAAAUUCCGUCGAGCAUAAACAAAUGCAGCAGCCUUAAGUAUCUCGAUCUGGGUUUUAAUCGAUUUAAUGGAAGCAUACCCGUUGAAAUAUCCGAUUUGAAAAAUCUCGUAGUCAUCCGAUUGGCUAAUAACUCGAUAGAGGGAACAAUCCCUUCCGAGUUUGGAAGUAUAGAAUGGCUCGAAGUGCUCGAUUUACACAAUCUCGAACUCGUCGGCCAAAUCCCAAACGAAAUCGCCCAAUGCCAGUUUCUUCUCGAGCUGGAUGUUUCUAGAAACUAUUUGGAGGGAGAGAUUCCGCAGAACCUCGAUAACAUGACUCACCUCGUGAUUCUUGAUUUGCAUGACAAUAAGCUCGACGGAAGUAUACCUUUGACGAUUGGAAAUUUGUCCAACAUGCGCGUCUUGGAUUUUUCGGAGAAUAUUCUCUCCGGUUCGAUUCCUUUCACACUCGGAAACUUAAACAAUCUAACCCAAUUCAACCUCUCUUACAACAACCUAAUCGGUUCCGUCCCUUCAUUUCAAACCAUCCAAAAAUUCGGACCCUCCGCUUUUUCCCACAAUCCAGGUCUAUGUGGGCCCCCAUUGGAUAACCCCUGCUUAGGUGGCGGCGGCGCUUCGACUCUAACUUCAAGAAAACCGAAGCUGAGUGUUUCCGCCAUUAUUGCAAUAAUCGCCGCUUGUCUGAUUAUUACAGGCGUUUGCGUCAUUACAAUAAUCAACGCAAAGGCUCGUCGGAGAAGAAGACGAAAUAGAACAGAAGAAGACGAAACCAUGGUUUUAGAGAGCACACCGUUCGCUUCUUCGACAGAAUCGAACGUGAUUAUCGGAAAAUUAGUCCUGUUCAGCAAAACCCUACCCUCGAAAUACGAGGAUUGGGAGGCGGGGACAAAAUCUCUGCUUGACAAGGAGUGUAUAAUAGGCGGCGGCUCGAUCGGAACCGUCUACAAANCCACCUUCGAAGGCGGCAAUGGAGUAUCGAUCGCCGUGAAGAAACUCGAAACCCUCGGAAGAAUCCGGAACCAGGACGAGUUCGAGCAGGAAAUCGGCCGCCUCGGAAGCUUCCGAAACCCUAAUUUGGUCCCCGUGCAGGGUUACUAUUGGUCGUCGAGCAUGCAGUCAAGUCUAAUGGAAUUUGUUCCGAAUGGGAAUUUGUACGAUAAUUCGCACGGACUAGGUUAUCCGGGUACGAGCAAGGGUUACGGCAAUCCGGAGUUGAAUUGGUCUAGAAGGUUCCGGAUAGCGCUCGGAAUAGCACGGGGUUUAGCCUACUUACACCAUGACUGUAAGCCUCAAGUUCUUCACCUCAAUAUGAAAUCGACUAAUAUUCUACUCGACGAGAAUUAUUCGGGACAACUGUCGGAUUUCGGGUUGAGGAAAUUGCUUCCGAAAAUCCAUAAUGCGGUUGGAUACGUGGCGCCCGAGCUGGCGCAGAGUUCGAGGAUUAGCGAUAAAUGCGACGUGUAUAGUUUCGGGGUGGUUCUUAUGGAGUUGGUUACGGGGAGGAAACCGGUGGAGGCAGUUUUGGGAAACGAGGUGGUGAUUUUGUGCGAGUAUGUGAGGAGUUUGAUAGAACGGGGUUCUUUUUCGGAGUGUUUCGACAGGAAUUUGAGAGGUUUUGUGGAGAAUGAAGUGGUGCAGGUGAUGAAAUUAGGGUUGAUUUGUACGUCGGAGAUUCCGUCGAGGCGGCCGAGUAUGGCGGAGGUUGUUCAGGUUCUUGAGACUGUAAGAAAUGGCUCUGAAUAGUAAUUUUAAGAUUCUAUUGGUUUAAUUGAUUAAUUGUAUUUGUUUGUAGUUGGCAAUAAUGUUUUGUGUUUUUCCCAUUAUUUGUAGCUUACAGAACAUAUUUUGUACCCCAAUAUCCAAAAAAAAUUAAAUGAUUUUUUCAAGAUUUAAUGUUCAGUUUUCUGCAUAUGAG